Penicillium taxi is the source of this 375-nucleotide messenger RNA. RefSeq names its product signal recognition particle 14 kDa protein. Gene Ontology annotation, molecular function: endoplasmic reticulum signal sequence receptor activity; 7S RNA binding. Gene Ontology annotation, cellular component: signal recognition particle, endoplasmic reticulum targeting. The record is from RefSeq and is a predicted model, not a curated record. Bases 1 to 375 code for a protein of 124 amino acids. The transcript has 2 exons. NCBI's taxonomy places the organism in Eukaryota, Fungi, Ascomycota, Eurotiomycetes, Eurotiales, Aspergillaceae. Gene Ontology annotation, biological process: SRP-dependent cotranslational protein targeting to membrane.
AUGCCCGGGACGAUACGAUCAAGUCACGAUGAGUUCUUUUCAUCCCUAACGGGUCUCCUCACUCAGGCUUCUAAGAAGUCACGAGGCUCAGUAUAUUUGAGCCAAAAACCGAUUAUUGACCCUGAAUCCACAACGCCAUUGGUUCUCAUCCGUGCUACAGAUGGCAACACCAAUGCGCCAAACCCCAAGUCUACGAGCAAGGACGACAAAAUCGUCAAGAACAAAUCUACAAAAGUCAAAUUCUCGACAGUCGUGAAGACAGAUGAGCUCGAUGCAUUUUAUACCCGCUACGCCGAGGUUUGCAAGGCUGGCAUGACUGGAUUGAAGAAGCGGGAUCGCAAGAAGGCCAAGGGCAAGAAGGCCACAAAAGCUUAA